Podospora pseudocomata is the source of this 1343-nucleotide messenger RNA. RefSeq lists its product as uncharacterized. NCBI's taxonomy places the organism in Eukaryota, Fungi, Ascomycota, Sordariomycetes, Sordariales, Podosporaceae. The coding region runs from base 963 to 1343 and encodes 126 amino acids. The record is from RefSeq and is a predicted model, not a curated record. The transcript is spliced from 3 exons.
GGAGUUUUCAAACGUGUACUUUGGUUCUGUGUGAACAUUUUCAUGAGAAUAAUUACUACAUUGCAGCUUGUGUAUGGUGGGGUAUAAGACACGGAACCACCAUUCAAGUUUUCUUCUCGUAAAACUCGCGAAUCUUCCUCCGAGUCUCCUGAUCCUCUCUUUCAAAGGCAGCAUCGUCUUUGAUGGGGGGGUCGAAGGAUUUGUUGAACGUUGUUCCCGGCUCUACCAUCUUAUCUCUGCUUUCCCAAAUAUCCUCGGAGCUUGGUUGGCCUCGACCAUACUUGGCUGCCUCCUUCUUCCGGAAAUGAUCUUUGAUGGCUUCAGCGCGAAGCUUUGGAUCCCAAGACUUGGUGCGCAUGCAAAACCAAAAGUCGUCCCAGAGCUCGGUGCACUGUCUUACACCACCGUACCGGUAAACAGAGUUGACCUGGGAGCCGGGGGUGUGGCAAUGCCAGGCAUAGUCAAAAGCAUCCUGACACGACAUGGUUGUUGGAAGAAGAGCCUCGGACAUGGCGAUAGAGGCUUCAGAGCGCUUGUCUUUGGGCGGUGGGGGAGGGGUCUCAGGCGCUGGCGCUGAAAGCCAACUGGGUACCCACGAUGAUUUGGCGGCGUCUGAAUCUGUUGAAGACGGAGGGGAAGCGGCGUGAGAGGAAGAAGGGUUGGCUGCCGCUUGGAUUUCGCGGAGAAAUUUGGAAACCUCCUCAUCUGUUGAUGGCUUCCUUUCGCUGGCUGGAGGUUGUGGUUGCUGAGUUGCAGAGUGGUGAGAGGCUUCGGAAGCCUUUGGUGAGGGGGACGGCGAGGUCCAGAACCAACCCAUGAUGGUCUCUUGUUGAAGGUCCUGAAGAUGGAUGCAGUUAGUGCAGGAGAUGAAGACUCGUGCAACCUAAUCAGAGGUUAGUGAGGGCUCAUUUGAAGAGGACGUCAAGUGAGGGGUACGCGGAACAUGAGGAGGGGACGGGAAGAUGGUACCUGAUAUCAGUCUCGUGAUUCGCAACCUUCCAGUCACUUCAGCGUCUCUCAAACGCCAAAGACGGGAUGGCAAGCGGACAAGCCUUUUUGGAAAGCUGCCAAUCAGAAGCCCAGCGCAUCUUGCUGCGGGGCAUUGCUUGGCGCCGAGGCUUGAGGGGACGAUCAGCGACCCCAUCAAUGACCUCACUGACAGGGGCGGCGUUCCAAACCAUCGCAUGCGGAACCAAGCUGUCGGCCAGCCGGUCACCUUGGGCUUAAAUUCGUCGCAUCCCGAAAGCACUACUCUUGCAUCACAACGGCUGCGGCCUUUUGCCUUAUUGGUGCCAGUACGACGAUCAAAUGAUCUUGGAAACCUGCGACCUGAGCUGUAUUGA